This is a messenger RNA of Sus scrofa (pig), 4571 nucleotides long. The record is from RefSeq and is a predicted model, not a curated record. NCBI's taxonomy places the organism in Eukaryota, Metazoa, Chordata, Mammalia, Artiodactyla, Suidae.
UGGCGGGGGGCCCCAGCCUCUGCAGGGCUCUGGUCACAGCCGUGAUGCUGGGCAGCUGGACAGGGCUGCUUGUCUCCUGUCGUGGCAUUUGGCUGGUGCGACAGAUGGGACGAGGUGCAGUGGUUGGGGCUUGAAUUUUAAGUCGUCAGCCAUCCCAAGACGUACACGCGUAGUUGCUGUUCACAUUUUUUAAUCACAGCUGAGCUCGUGAUCAGUCUGUCUUCCAGGAGUGUGUUUUUGCAACUGUUCAUGAUUUUUUUUUCAAGUUCAAGUACAUGUGAGAGAAGAGCCAGCAGCUGGCCGACUGCACACCCAGUGAAACAUUGCUGAGUAGAGAGUCGAGAGACGGGCUCUGGAAGCGUGUUCUUGCGAAGGGGGAACUGUCUGUCCUUAGACGCUAAACAGAGGAGCUCGAAACGGUUCUGGAGGACAACACGGUCGGCUCCACCAGCUCCAGGGGAGGGUGCGGCUCUUUAAACCUUGUCUUUCUCACACCAUCGGGCAAAGCGACGUUUACUCGGUUUUCUGCUUUUCCUUGGCUUCUUGUCCUCGGACUCUGUCACCAGGUCAGCUGUCCUUACAGCCCCUGUUCAAGUAGUAGCUCCCGUCUGAGAGCCCCCCGGGGCUGGGGCGCCCAGAGCUGACCUCCACGGCGAAGCCCGCAUGCUGGGACUGGAGCCACGGGAUCUGGGACUGGAGCCUCGGGAGCUGGGACUGGAGCCUCGGGAGCUGGGACUGUGGAAGCUCAGGAGCUGGGACUGGAGCCUUGGGAGGUGGGACUGGAGCCUCGGGAGCUGGGACUGGAGCCUCGGGAACUGGGACUGGAGCCUCGGGAGCUGGGACUGUGGAAGUUCGGGAGCUGGGGCUGGAGCCUCGGGAGCUGGGGCUGGAACCUGGGGUGAACACUCGUACAGGCCGUCGUUCCUCUUCCCUGGGAAUAGCUCGAAGAGGAUUCCCACGGUUGAGAUCCAGGGCGAAUCGGUGAAGUAUUUCCUGGAUAACUUGGACCGGAUUGGCCAGCUGAACUACUUUCCCAGCAAGCAGGACAUCCUGCUGGCGAGGAAGGCCACCAAGGGCAUCGUGGAGCACGACUUCGUCAUCAAAAAAAUCCCCUUCAAGAUGGUGGACGUGGGCGGCCAGCGCUCGCAGCGCCAGAAGUGGUUCCAGUGCUUCGACGGCAUCACGUCCAUCCUGUUCAUGGUGUCCUCCAGCGAGUACGACCAGGUGCUCAUGGAGGACAGGUGCACCAACCGGCUGGUGGAGUCCAUGAACAUCUUCGAGACCAUCGUCAACAACAAGCUCUUCUUCAACGUCUCCAUCAUCCUCUUCCUCAACAAGAUGGACCUCCUGGUGGAGAAGGUCAAGGCCGUCAGCAUCAAGAAGCACUUCCCAGACUUCAAGGGCGACCCCCACCGGCUGGAGGACGUGCAGCGCUACCUGGUGCAGUGCUUCGACCGGAAGAGGCGCAACCGCAGCAAGCCGCUCUUCCACCACUUCACCACCGCCAUCGACACCGAGAACAUCCGCUUCGUCUUCCACGCCGUGAAGGACACCAUCCUGCAGGAGAACCUCAAAGACAUCAUGCUGCAGUGAGAGCGGCCGCGCCGCGGGCCCGGGCCCCGGGGGCGCGCUCCGUCCCGCCGGCGCGCGCACGGCCGAAGGCGGCGCCGCGCCGGCAUUAGCUACUGAGUCCUGGGGACGAGUGACACUACUGAGAUCCAAGCGGUCACCCUGGUGUGAACGUGCGACGCCGGAGAACACGGCUUCCCUCUUCCGGACGCUUCCUUUUCGGACGCAGCUUAGGCGGGGCCUGCGGGUCUGCGCGCGCCCGCGCCGUCCUUGGUGGCAGAGCCGCCAAAGCCCAGGUCUGUGCGGAGGCCGAUGCCGGUCCUCUCCAGCUCUGCGUCCCCGCGGAGGGGCGUCGCCCGCUGGGGCCUCGCGGGAGGUGCCGGGCGUGCGGGCUGAGCUGGGUCCCAGCGCGGGGCCUCCCCGAGGGAGGGCGCCGCCUUUCCCUCUCUUGUGCCAGUUUCCCGAGAGGCCCUGGUCCCGGCUGUUCGAUGAAGCGCCGGCGCCGGCUUGAGAGCAGGGGAGCGAGAAUGCGGGUGUAGACCUGCCUUAACGCCCCCACAGCCUGCGUGCGCUGUCUUCCCGCCCCGUCAGAUCACGGGGUGGGAGGUGUGGACGCAGGUGCAUGCCCCCCUCCCUUUUGCCCGGCGGUGCCUGCUUCCUCCGGGCCACCCUCCCGCCCUCGGCCCUGCGGGCACUGCCUCUGUCCCCGUCACUCCCCGUCGCCCAGCACCUGCGCGGCUGCAGGGAGCCUCGCCCUCUCGGGGGCCUCCGGAGCUGGCGGGAUCGCCAGCACAGCCUUCACUCGGGCCGCAGCUGCUGCCCGGAAAAUCCGGCUUUGUCCACACUGCCACCCCACUGGUGCCUUCCAAUAGCCAGCCCGAGGAUCAAAGCUCGGAUCCAGUCUGUUGCUUCUGUUACCACACACGUGACAGGUAAACACUACCGGCUGUGGUCUCCUCCGGGUCAGACUCCAGGAGGCUGUGAACGUCGCUGCGAGCUGGUAAACCCUGCUCUCCGGUGCUUUGCCCGGGUGUCUGUCACCGUUUCAAAAACACGCUGCCUUCCAGACUGGCCUCCUCUGGGUGUUCCUCUGCUACAAUCUGUGUGGCCUGUCGAGGACUUUUCUGAGCAAGUGAACGAGAAAACACUUCCCCUGUAAGUGGCACCAGAAUGUUCCUGUGGUUGAAGAACCAUCCCCAGGCCCCGGCCCCAGGCCACGCUGUUCCGUCCUGUGUCCUGGGGCCUGUCCUGCUCGCUUUCAUCCGGCAGAUAAGCAGCGGCCUCGGAGGCUGGCCCGCAGGAAGGGGAGGAAGAGGCCUGCUUCUGAGUCAUCCUGUUAUCACAGCGUUUGAACGAGGGGACAGCACGAAAUCCUUUCUCGUGCUCGAGGCUUCCUGUCGGCGUUUGCUGGAGUUUCGGCUCUUUUUUUGGCUGGAGAAAAGUUGCUGUUUUUGUCCUGCUUCCUGUGGCUCUUCAUAAACCGAAAGGACGUGCUCCAGGUUCAGGGCCAGUGACCCUGGUUUAAGGGAAAAGAACGCGCUUGGGCUCCGUCGGGGCAGGGCCGAGGGCCUGCCCUGGGCCUGCAGCUGCGCUCUCCCUGCCGGCUGGGCCCGGGGCUCCCGGGGGCCUCGGGGGCCUCCGGCUCCCUCACCAGCUGGGAACCGUCUCCGUGGCUCUGCCCUCGCCAUCCGUGCAACCGGCGGAGGUGUUGGAACGGCUCUCCCACCAGUUGGGCUCAGCCUGGUCAGUGAAGCAGCCUGACACGUGCGCUGGUCCCCUUGCAGACCCAGACGCGCCCCGGGAGGGGAGGCCGCGGCUGUUGAGGGGCCGGGACGCGGGUGGGACGCCUGAGGGCCUGGGCCCCCGCCCCUCCACUGCGAGCCGAGCAGGCAGCUUCGCAAGGCCUGAUUUGUCAUAGAGAAGAAGGUCACUCUUUGCAAGGCUAAACUAAAACCAUUUACAGUUUUUCUGCACGUAGUUUAUAGUCAUUUUUCUGUCCAAAACCUUAGGCUUUUGUAUUUUUUAAUUUCACUGUUACUCCUGAUUAUUGUCUUUUUUAUUGAGAUGUUGGAGAAGCAGGAGAUAGUUGUGCCUCAUCUAUUACUACAAAAACCUAACAAUAAACUUCCUUAAACUAAGAUACUUUCCUCAUAGUUCCACCAUUUACACACAAAGACACGUGUAUGUGUUUCACUGAAAUAUUUUUUUAACCCUCCUGUUUGUAGACAACUUGUUUCACAGAUACUGCGUUGUGGCUUUGUAAUUUAUAGAGAUCGCUAGAGUCCUUCUUUUUAUAGUUCUUUUACUUCUUUGAUAAAAGAAGAAGGAGUCAGGUAAUUUGAACUCCAAGACCAAGAAAUAAUCUUGCAACAAGAUGACGGGUUGUGACCAACUCUGGCAUCCUGGAGACAGACACUCGCCACCUUGGUGUCGUAAGUGUGGGCACCGUUUUCUGGAGCCUGGGGUGAACGGCUCACGGCUUACACUUUGCCCAGCCCUUUGGCAUCGGUCGAGGGGCUGGUUUGAUGAUCUGACCUCUUUCAGUCUCUGGAUAUUUGUUAAAAUAGAUCCUUAAUUUUUCUUCAAUAGAAAAUACCACUCAGCGUUCAAAGCCAACAGUAAUUUUUCGGUCCCAGAUAUUCAGAGCAGAUAGAUAACUGUAACCCUGAUGCUCCUUGAAGCUUCAUUAUUCGCCGAUCAGUUUAUUUCCACGUGGGACACGCAGGAGAGCCGCCACAGACACUGUGAGUGCACAAGCCCCCUGGACACGCCUGCAGCUCAGGGAAGAGCGCCAGACACACGUAGCAACACGCGUGUGUGUGUGUGUGUGCAGGGCGGGGGAGGGGGGCCUCCUGCUGCCCUGAACCUGGGAGCCGGGGGUGGGGCUGAGGAGAGGCCCGGUGAUGGACCUGGAUGUGCCCGGAGGCCAGAGGAAGGGAGGGUGGGGAUUCUUCAGCCGCCGCCCCCUCUACUGUCCCCACCGCAAACCUGAGAAGCUGCUG